AUGGCAACAUCUAGAAGUGUUAGUGAGUGCUUUGAUGGUUCUUCUGUCGAGUUAGACCAUCAUAAAGCACAAACUUCGAUACAAAGUUUAUGUGAAGAAAGUGAAGUUGAGUUGCGUAAUACUACAUUCAGUGUACCAAAGGGUGAAAAUGGCAAAACCAGACAGCAUUUAAUUCAAAGAAGUGCUUCCGCUACAGAUGUAACAAAAAAAAAUUCUGAAAAUUUUUUGAGAAUUCCCGCGAACCAAAGGACUGUUUCGACCAUAACAGAACCAAAUUUGAGGCUUCAGAGAAGUGUUUCAACAGUAACUUCUUCAGCAGGAGUAUCUUUUAAAGCGGAAAUUUUAAAAAACAACAUCGGACCGAAGAAUGGAAGAAUGGUGCUCCAGCUCGUCUUGCCCGCCAACGGACAUGGGGACAGUAAUAUCUCCAACCUCGACGAAAUAUUCGGUGGUAACAAUAAACGUCGAAGUUCCGGUAGCCAACCGGAGUUGUAUUCAACGCCAGAUACAGAAUGUUACGUCAAUACAGCGUUUAGCAACGAUCUGGGCGACUAUAACCGGAAUUUCGUCCAAACUCCCAUGUCGCUAGAAUCGACCAGCGAUCAAGCAAAAUCGACGAGUCCAGAAGACAAAAAACAAAAUUUCAGGAAGCACCUCACGAAUAUCCUCAGCUCGAUGUAUGCCCUCUUUAUCGUCACAUUGGGCUUGGUAGUUUAUAUAAGCGAUGUGAUUUUGGAAAGCAACCCCAUAGCUGAACGUUUACAGACUUUCAGCCUUUAUUUAGUCGUCAUUGCGCUCAUCUUCAUCCUUUACUUAACAGUCGAUGUCAAACUAUACGUAAAAAAAAAAAACAAAUACAACGAUCUGUUAGAGAAGAACGUUGCCGAAGAUAUCGAAAUGAAAGAAUCGGCCAGCGGUGAUUACCAACUUAAUAUCAGGCUACCGGAAGCCAUCCGAGUAAAGCAAUUAGAACAUCAUUACUGUUUCAGCAAGGACAGACAUUCCGCUAAUUUUUAUCUCAAAAUUGGAGCCGCAGUUUUUUGUCUAGGCCAUUUGAUACACAGUGGACUCCUUAUAGGAUACCAAAUACUGUUUUUAACCUCAGAAGGAGAAGAUUUCUACAAAUGUGCAACAGUGAUUAGCCUAAUUCUUGACAUCGUGUAUCCCAUCUACUCCUUUUUUCUACUCUACUUUAUCUUCAAAUAUUCCAACAUAAUAGUCAACCGUCAUUUGGCUGUGGUUCGUUUCGGUUUGAUGCACUGCAUAGCCUCGAGUUUAUGCUUCUGGGUGUGGACGAUCCUUCGCGAGACUAUCGAAUCCUUGUCACACCACGAAGAAGACUCAACCGAUGAAUCUACAACCACUUCUGAGACAGCAUUCUUUACCAGUCCUCACGCUCUUCCUCUUACUUCGUACGACAAAAGGGGCGCAAAACUUCUCACGGCUUAUCUCAACACGACUGUUCGUCAAUUCGUCGGCGAAUGUCAGAACGAUGCUGGUCUCAGUUUGAUUUAUCGCAACUAUUCCCCUUAUUUGUAUCCGUUCUCCGUCGAGUACAGCAUCCUUGUCGUUGGGGUGUUAUUCGUGAUAUGGCAGAGCAUCGGGAAAUGCAAACAGAAAGAGGAAAUGUCAUCGACGAGACAAUGCGACACUCCGGUAGGAAACAAUGAUAAUCUCGAGAGCAACGUCGUUAUUCACGCCGAUUGCCAUUCAGCCAACAAGGGACUCUUCAGUGGAAUUGUCAUCAUGGUCUUGACGGUUGUCAGUGUUAUAUUGUUCCUCAUCGCUUUCAACGAUUCACGCUACAACGAGGAAGCCGUCUCGAUCAACAGCUCCACAUCCAUCAUCAUCACUCUACUGAUGACCAUUACUGUCAUUUUUGCUUAUCGACAAAUCACAAAACUGGAUGUCAGUCAGUCACAUGUGUCUUUUCUUGAUGAUCUCCUUCUCUUCGGCUGUAUGCCAGCUUUUUUCCUAAAUGGAAUUGUCAGUAUUAUUCCAGCUGUCAUCUCCCAGAAUGCCUCAAGUAUAGCACUUAUCAUCCUGGAACUUGGUCAAGUUCUGGUUCAAACGCCGCUUAUCAUCGAUGGAUUGCGACGUUGUAGCAACAGUAAGGAACUCAGGAGAGAAAAACCCGGGAGGGAGUUAUUAACUUUCCUCAUUGUUUGUAAUGUGGCAAUGUGGAUCAUGCAAACGUUUGAGGUGAAAUCGCACGGUUUGCAAGAUCACAAGAACGAGUUCUAUGGGGAGGAGCUGUGGACGAUCAUAGGGCACCUCUGUGUCCCUUUAAUGAUGUUCUACAGGUUUCACUCGUCGGUCUGCAUUGUAGAUAUAUGGAAAUACGCUUAUGAAGAGAGUAAACAUUAUUAAAUGUUUCUGUAUUUGGAUAAUAAUUUAUGUUUUUUGUACAAUAAACGAUACCUGCCGAA
Tribolium madens (black flour beetle) is the source of this 2429-nucleotide messenger RNA. RefSeq names its product proton channel OtopLc-like. The transcript is spliced from 10 exons. The record is from RefSeq and is a predicted model, not a curated record. Gene Ontology annotation, biological process: proton transmembrane transport. Lineage: Eukaryota; Metazoa; Arthropoda; Insecta; Coleoptera; Tenebrionidae. Gene Ontology annotation, molecular function: proton channel activity. Gene Ontology annotation, cellular component: membrane. The coding region runs from base 1 to 2370 and encodes 789 amino acids.